Fulvia fulva is the source of this 534-nucleotide messenger RNA. RefSeq lists its product as uncharacterized. Lineage: Eukaryota; Fungi; Ascomycota; Dothideomycetes; Mycosphaerellales; Mycosphaerellaceae. The coding region runs from base 1 to 534 and encodes 177 amino acids. The transcript has a single exon. The record is from RefSeq and is a predicted model, not a curated record.
AUGUCUUCAACCACUGCCAUGGCCGCAGGCUCAUACCCAGGAGGAGCCAUGGUCCCCUACACCGCAACAUUCGUCCUCGACGACAGCAGCACCACAGCCGUCGCGGUCGUCGGCCAAGUCCUGAACAACGGCGCAACCAAUUUCGUCGGCUACAAUGAUGGAAGUGCAGAGUACCUCCUCACAGCAUCCGCCGCGAACGCACAAGAAACUACUCUCGCAGACGGCAACACUUACUACGUUUCCUCUGGAUCCAUACCUGGAGGAUACCUUGCCACGGAUGGAAGCGCCAUGAACGGCAUCAGCACGGUUAGCGGCAGCACUGUACCUGCAUUUACCCCGAUCACAGGAUCGGAUGCAGCACCGACGACGUCGAGGUCGCAGACUACUAGCAGGGCUGCUGGGGCGAGUUCGAGUAGUGCUUCGGCUGCUUCGGCAACUUCGACUUCGCAGGCUUCGGGACGACAGCUUUCGAUGGCAUCUGCGGUGGCUUUGACGCUUGGGUUUGUCGCGCUUACUGUUGGGUAUCUUGCUUGA